AUGGAGCCAUACCCAUUCCGAUCGAGUCUGCCCACAGGACCGAUUACCAAGAUAAUCACAGCAGAGGAAUGGGACCGACGAAAUGCCCAUUGGCUAGAUCAGCUGAUGCACCCAGAUAGCACGAAGGAAAAGUUUGGGCCGACCAUCCAGGAAGAGGUAACGGAACAGACCUUCCCGCUUAUCUCCAACGCUCGCCGGUAUUUGCUCAGUCGAUGGGCCAAGUCGGAGGACUUUGACCUGGACUCACGAUUACUUGAGGCCCCGAUCCUCCCGCAGGUAGAGGUAGAAGACAAGAUUAUCAAAGAGAUCUUCACUGUCGAGACCGAUGCAACCAAACGAUCAAUCCGAGCUAUCGAGACAGCAGCUUUAGGCCUUCCUAAGGCUCACCAGAAGACAGCUGCACUAAUCAAGCAGCAUACAGACCGACUUUUUGCUUGCCGGGACCAUGAGAUUGACAACAAAACGAUCAUGGCACAAAGCGUAGCGAAGCUACGCCAGUCUUCAUCUGUCAAUGCAACAACUCUCCAGGUCGCAUUCGAGGAUAACGAGGCACGCCUUCGGUCUCGUGUCGACCCGGCACAGAUGGCAAGAGAGAAGGGAUUGGAGGCCUUUGGGGCAGAUCUACAAGAGGCAUUAAAGAGCCCAACUGUAGACGGAUCGGCAGACCAGCUGAUAGUGUUCUUGAAAACUCAUUGGCGAAUGCGGGAUGAUGAGAUUUCAGAUUGGCAGGACAUGGCGAACUCGGUCUGCCAGACAGCGACAGAGGCAGGCCACCCUAUGAAUCGUACCGACCAGGAGGGCUGCGACAACCACGACUGGGAUUCGCUUUUACGCCUGGCGAACACCCGCGGAGGAAAGGCCCUAGUCACUCUCUUAAACAUGGAGCGUUGCGCUCUAGAUGAGGCCUUUUUAGACAGACGAAACGAAUGGUAUAAAGAGGCUCUCACCGAUGAGGAGUAUGAGAGAUGGAGCGAUCUGUUUCCUAUGGAUGAGGAGCCCCAGUCUGGCGGGCAGCAGCCUUAG
Molecule: messenger RNA, 1023 nt
Organism: Fusarium musae
Lineage: Eukaryota; Fungi; Ascomycota; Sordariomycetes; Hypocreales; Nectriaceae
Exons: 1
Coding region: 1-1023 (340 amino acids)
Source: RefSeq, a predicted model, not a curated record